Molecule: messenger RNA, 2945 nt
Organism: Carya illinoinensis
Lineage: Eukaryota; Viridiplantae; Streptophyta; Magnoliopsida; Fagales; Juglandaceae
Product: protein MICRORCHIDIA 6
Exons: 23
Coding region: 652-2688 (678 amino acids)
Cellular component (GO): nucleus
Molecular function (GO): ATP hydrolysis activity
Source: RefSeq, a predicted model, not a curated record
CACACCCUUUUCUAUCCCUAGUUCAAUUUUAUUUUUACCUUUUUGAUUUAGAAAAUUGUUCUAGGGUUUGCUAAAUUUCUUUUUAAUAUCUGCCAGCCACAAUAGCAGUUGAAGAAAGAUUUAAAAAUUUGCUCACUCUAUAUGCAAAUGUGAGAAGAUUUUGAGACAAAUUCACAAUCUCUUUGAUCUCUACAACUCAUAACAGGGAGUGAAAGUUGAAAUAGAUUUGAAAAUUUCUUCUCCUUAUGUGCAAGUGUUAGAAGAUCUCAAAUCUUUUUGAAAACAUUUAUGUGGGUUUUAGAGAUCUUGGGUCAAUUUUGGUUGGUUGGAGAAUAUUUUGUUAGGGAGAUAUUCUUGGGAUCUAGUUUGAGAAGGUUCAAUUUGUCUGGUUCUUCUUUCUGAAUAUCUCCAAUCUAUUCCACCUGCCUCUCCCUGUGUGUUCACUCAAUAUAUAUACGUAAUCUUUUGCAGAGCAACUGCUUGCGAUAGCAACAAAGCUCCAUGUCCGUUGAAUGCAAAUGCAGGUGUUGAUUGGUUUUUGCUGGGCACCAUAUGAGGCAACUUAAAGAUGUUAAAAGGUUCAGAUGACUAUGUUGGUUGUGACAGUUGGAAUAGAUUGCACAUGAAGGAUUAGAAGAGGAAGUGUUCAAGAUGACCUCUAUAGACAUUGUGGACUUAUCUAGCGAUGAUGAAUGUGGAGAGUUGCAUUUGAAAGCUGUUAAGUCUGAGCCUCCUGUUGUUGGGAAUAGGAUACAACAAGAAGAAAGUAAGUUUCAACAGAAGCUCCAGUCGGAAACGCAAUUUAAAAGGCAAGAAUCCGAAGAAAAUAGAAGCUCAAAUGUUUUGAGUACUGGCCAAAGUUGCUCUAGUAUACUGGAUCAAGGGCACUCUCCGGUAGAUGAUUCAAGUCUUUCUUCCACAUCACCUACAUGUCCUGCACCGCUUUGUCGGCAGUUCUGGAAAGCUGGGAACUACAAUGAUGGGCUUGGUUCUAAAGUCUCACUUCAAAAUGGCAAAAACUAUCUACUUGUUCACCCAAUGUUCCUUCAUUCAAAUGCAACUUCACAUAAGUGGGCCUUUGGCGCUGUAGCAGAACUGCUUGACAAUGCGGUUGAUGAGAUCCGAAAUGGGGCCACUUUUGUCGUUGUAGACAAAACCACAAAUCCAAGGGAUGGAAGUCCAGCAUUGUUAAUUCAAGAUGAUGGUGGUGGAAUGGAUCCUGAAGCAAUGAGGCAGUGCAUGAGUUUUGGGUUCUCGGAUAAGAAAUCUAAAUCAGCCAUUGGACAAUAUGGAAAUGGUUUCAAGACUAGUACAAUGAGACUUGGUGCAGAUGUUAUUGUCUUCAGCUGUCACACGAGUAACAGGAUAUUGACACAAAGCAUCGGUCUCCUCUCUUAUACAUUUUUGACACGAACAGGCCAUGACAGAAUAGUAGUGCCUAUGGUGGACUACAAGUUUAAUACAUCCACUGGCACUCGGGAAAUACUACGUGCUAAAGAGCAUUUUAUGUCUAAUCUUUCCAUAAUGUUGCAGUGGUCUCCAUUUUCAACAGAAUCAGAGCUUUUGAAGCAAUUUGAUGACAUUGGGCCUCAUGGCACCAAGGUUAUUAUCUACAAUUUGUGGUUCAAUGCUGAUGGGGAUGUGGAACUUGACUUUGAAUCAGAUCCUCAGGAUAUUCGUAUUAGUGGGGAGUCCAAAAGAAUUGAGACAUUACAUGCUUGGAAGGCUACAAAUGAGCAGCACAUUGCUAAUCAAUUCCAUUAUUCUCUCCGUGUAUACUUGUCCAUCUUGUACUUGCGAGUACCUCAAACAUUCAACAUAAUAUUGCGUGGACGAGUUGUUGAGCAUCAUAAUAUUGCCGAUGAUCUCAAAUUUCCAGAAUUCAUUUUGUAUAGACCUCAAUGUGGUGGAUGUAUUGAGGGUCAAGUUAUAACUACAAUUGGAUUUCUUAAAGAAGCUCCACAGGUCAGCUUUCAUGGUUUCAACGUCUACCAUAAGAACCGUCUAAUACUGCCGUUUUGGCAGGUUGUGAGUUAUUCUGACAGUCGGGGCCGAGGAGUUGUUGGUGUUCUACAAGCUGAGUUCAUUGAGCCAACUCACAACAAACAAGAUUUUGAGAGAACUUCACUUUUCCAGAAGCUUGAAUCUCGGUUGAAGGAAAUGACUUUGGAGUACUGGGAUUAUCAUUGUGGACUCAUUGGAUAUCAGGUCAAAAAAAAGCUCCGUGCACCAGAGUUACUGCAGAUUUCAUCUCAUAGUAAACAUUCCCCCGCAAUUGGUAGUGCAAAAGCCGGACUUGUAAUUUCAGAACAGCUCAUUCCCAAGUCUCAAUUCGGAUCUAAGCAUGGGUUAUUAGAGAAGAGAAAAGAACACGUUGAUUUAAUAGAAGUAGAAAGGGCCAAAAGGAUGGCGGUGGAAGUGGCCAAUGUAACUGAUGCUGGGUACAAUCAGGAGAUACAGCCACUAGUUACUGCUGGGAACCAACCAAAAGAUCAGGAGGCUGUCAACUUGUUGCAAGAAAACAAGAAGCUCCGAGCAAAAUGUUUGCAGUAUGAGAAGAGGGAAGAAGAACUUAAGUUCAAGGUGACACAUAUCAAAAUUGCAAUAGAGGAGGUUUAUCGGGAAUACAAUCGGAUGUUGGGCGAAUUAGAAUCAUUGGAGACAGUCAAGGAGGAAAACAAAGUAUAAAUGUAGUUUUUUGCCCUUUUUCUUCAAUUAUUUCAAAUGUAGAAGUCGUGUAGCCUACAAACAGUGGGGGUGAGAAUGAUGGGGUAGUUGCAAGUGAAAGCCUGGGUACCAGGGCUUUUUCUUCCCCCGAAGUUUUGUUGUUGUAUAUUUCUUUAGCCCUCCUUUUUUCCUGGACAAGGUUAUAUUUCUUUAGCCCUCCUAUGAAGGAGUUGAAAAUUUUUUCAUUCCAGCAGUGGUCGACUGCCAGGUUAUGUUUA